CCACGCUUUCCUUCCUGCCCUGCCUCCCAACUUCACUCCAAGUCGGACUCUGUGCUGGUGGAGGGACCUCCCGACAGACCAAGGACUGAGUGGGGACUCAGCCGAGGACCCACACAGGAUGGAGCGGGCCUCAGGGGAACGAGGAGGGGACCCGCAGGGCUGGCCAGCGCCCUGGGAGCUUCGACUGGGCCUGCUGCUGAGUGUGCUGGCCACCGCCCUGGCCCCGGCCCCGGCCCCGGCCCUGGAGGUGCCAGGCUGCUCCCGGGGAAGCUGCUACCCAGCCACGGGGGACCUGCUGGUGGGCCGUGCCGACAGACUGACGGCUUCGUCCACCUGUGGCCUGCACGGCCCCCAGCCCUACUGCAUCGUUAGCCACCUGCAGGAUGAGAAGAAGUGCUUCCUGUGUGACUCCCGGCGUCCCUUCUCCGCUAAAGACAAUCCGAACAGUCAUGGCAUCCAGAAUGUGGUUACCAGCUUCGCACCACAGCGCCGGACGGCCUGGUGGCAGUCAGAGAACGGUGUCCCCAUGGUCACCAUCCAGCUGGACUUGGAGGCUGAGUUCCACUUCACUCACCUCAUUAUGACCUUCAAGACAUUUCGCCCUGCUGCCAUGCUAGUGGAGCGCUCAGCUGACUUCGGACGCACCUGGCACGUGUACCGAUAUUUCUCCUAUGACUGCGGGGCUGACUUCCCAGGAGUCCCACUAGCCCCUCCUCGACACUGGGAUGAUGUAGUGUGUGAGUCCCGCUACUCAGAGAUCGAGCCGUCCACUGAAGGCGAGGUCAUAUAUCGCGUGCUGGACCCUGCCAUCCCCAUCCCAGACCCCUACAGCUCCCGGAUCCAGAACCUGCUGAAGAUCACCAGCCUGCGGGUGAACCUGACACGGCUGCACACGCUGGGGGACAACCUGCUCGACCCGCGGCGGGAGAUCCGCGAGAAGUACUAUUAUGCCCUCUAUGAACUGGUUGUGCGUGGCAACUGCUUCUGCUACGGACACGCUUCACAGUGUGCACCCGCCCCCGGGGCACCGGCCCACACUGAGGGCAUGGUUCACGGGGCCUGUGUCUGCAAACACAACACCCGUGGCCUCAACUGUGAGCAGUGUCAGGAUUUCUAUCAUGAUCUGCCCUGGCAUCCGGCCGAGGACGGCCACAGUCAUGCCUGCAAGAAGUGCGAGUGCCACGGGCAUGCCCACAGCUGUCACUUCGACAUGGCCCUGUACCUGGCGUCUGGCAAUGUGAGUGGAGGCGUGUGUGACACCUGUCAGCACAACACAGCCGGACGCCACUGUGAGCUGUGCCGUCCCUUCUUCUACCGGGACCCGGCCAAGGACCUGCGGGACCCAGCGGUGUGCCGCCCCUGUGACUGUGACCCCGUGGGCUCCCAAGACGGUGGGCGCUGUGACCCCCACGAUGAUCCCGCACUGGGGCUGGUCUCGGGCCAGUGUCGCUGCAAAGAACACGUGGUGGGCUCUCGCUGUCAGCAAUGCCAAGAUGGCUUCUUUGGGCUCAGCGCCAGUGACCCUGUAGGCUGCCGGCGGUGUCAGUGUGACAUGCGGGGCACAGUGCCCAGGAGCACCCCCUGUGACCCCAGUAGUGGAACCUGCUUCUGCAAGCGCCUAGUGACUGGACACAGCUGCAACCGCUGCCUGCCUGGCCACUGGGGCCUGAGCCAUGACCUGCUUGGCUGCCGCCCGUGUGACUGCGAUGUGGGCAGUUCCGCGGACCUCCAGUGCAAUGAGGCCACGGGCCAAUGCCACUGCCGCCCGCACAUGGUGGGGCGUCGCUGCGAACAGGUGCAGCCGGGCUACUUCCGGCCCUUCCUUGACCACCUAACUUGGGAAGCUGAGGACACCCAGGGGCAGGCCCUGGAUGUGGUGGAACGUUUGGCGACCCCUGGUGGGACACCAUCCUGGACAGGCCUGGGCUUUGUUAGGCUGCAGGAAGGCCAGGCAUUGGAGUUCCUGGUGGCCUCUGUGCCAAGAGCCAUGGACUACGACAUCCUGCUACGCUUGGAGCCCCAGGUCCCCGAGCAGUGGGCAGACCUGGAGCUGACUGUGCAGCGCCCAGGGCCUGUGUCUGCACGUGGCCUGUGUGGGCACGUGCUGCCCAAGGAUGACCACAUCCCAGGGACCCUGCAGCCAGACACCAGGCACAUGGUGCUUCCCAGACCUGUCUGCCUGGAGCCUGGCAUCUCCUACAAGCUGCAUCUGAAGCUGGUGCGAGCAGGGGGCAGUGCCCGGCCCGAGGCCCCCUUCUCUGGACCCAGCCUGCUCGUGGACUCACUGGUGGUGCUGCCGCGCGCGCUGGCGCUGGAGGUGUUCAGCGGGGGCGACGCCGCGGCCCUGGAGCGCAAGGCCACCUUCGAGCACUACCGCUGCCAUGAGGAGGGCCUGGUGCCCAGCAAGGCCCGCACCCCCGAGGCCUGUGCGCCCCUCCUCGCCAGCCUGUCCUCCUUGCUCUACGGAGGCGCCCUGCCCUGUCAGUGUGACCCCCAGGGCUCCCUGAGCUCGGAGUGCAGCCCCCACGGCGGGCAGUGCCCGUGCAAGCCCGCGGUGGCUGGGCGCCGCUGUGACCUCUGUGCCCCUGGCUACUACGGCUUUGGCCCUUCAGGUUGUCAAGCCUGCCAGUGCAGCCCCGAGGGGGCGCUCAGUGGGCUCUGCGAGGGAACCAGUGGGCAGUGCCCCUGCCGUGCUGGUGCCUUUGGGCUUCGCUGUGACCGCUGCCAGCGUGGCCAGUGGGGAUUCCCUACAUGCCGGCCAUGUGCCUGCAAUGGGCAUGCGGACGAAUGUGAUGCCCACACUGGCACUUGCCAGGGCUGCCGCGACCACACCUCAGGCAUGCACUGUGACAGGUGCACUGCUGGCUACCAUGGGGACCCACGGCUGGUGGCUGGGGGCCAGUGUCGGCCCUGCCCCUGCCCCGAAGGCCCUGGGAGCCGGCGGCAUUUUGCUACUUCCUGCCAUCGGGAUGGUUACUCCCAGCAGAUUGUGUGCCUCUGCAGAGCGGGUUACACAGGGCCACGGUGCGACGCUUGUGCCCCUGGGCACUUUGGGGACCCAUCAAGGCCUGGUGGCUCAUGCCGACCAUGUGAGUGCAAUGGGAACAUUGACCCCACGGACCCUGAUGCCUGUGACGCCCGCACGGGGCAAUGCCUGCGCUGCUUACACCACACGGAGGGGCCACACUGUGCCCGCUGCAAGCCUGGCUUCCAUGGGCAGGCUGCCCGACAGAGCUGUCAGCGCUGCAUCUGCCACCUGCUGGGCACGGAUCCCCAGCAGUGCCUGUCUGCUGACCAGUGCAGCUGUGACCCGAGCAGUGGGCAGUGCCCAUGCCUCCCCAAUGUCCAGGGGCCUAGCUGUGACCGCUGUGCCCCCAACUUCUGGAACCUUACCAGUGGCCAUGGCUGCCAGCCUUGUGCCUGCCACUCGAGCCGAGCCAGAGGCCCCACCUGCAAUGAGUUCACAGGACAGUGCCGCUGCCAUGCUGGCUUUGGUGGGCGCACCUGUUCUGAGUGUGAGGAGCUGCACUGGGGAGACCCUGGGCUGCAGUGCCGGGCCUGCGAUUGUGACCCUCGUGGAAUAGACACACCUCAGUGUCACCGCACCACAGGCCACUGCAGCUGCCGCACAGGCGUGUCUGGUGUGCGCUGUGACCAGUGUGCCCGUGGCUUCUCGGGUGUCUUUCCUGCCUGCCACCCUUGUCACGCAUGCUUCGGGGACUGGGACCGCGUGGUACAGGACCUGGCUGCACAUACGUGGCGCCUGGAGCAACGGGCACAGAAGCUGCAGCAGACGGGCGUGCUGGGUGCCUUUGAGAGCAGCUUCUGGCACAUGCAGGAGAAGCUGGGUGCUGUGCAGAGAAUCGUGGGAGCUCGCAACGCCUCUGCUGCCUCCGCUGUGCAGCUUGUGGAGGCUACAGAGGAGCUGCGGCGUGAGAUUGGGGAGGCCACCGAGCACCUGACCCAGCUGGAGGCAUUGCUGACAGAUGUGCAGGACGGGAACUUCAAUGCCAACCAUGCACUGAGCAGUCUGGAGCGAGAUGGGCUUGCACUCAACCUCACCCUGCGGCAGCUCCACCAGCACCUGGACCUGCUCAAGCACUCAAACUUCCUGGGUGCCUAUGACAGCAUCCGCCAUGCUCACAGCCUGUCUGCAGAGGCUGAACGUCGUGCCAAUACCUCAGCCCUGACAGUGCCCAGCCUAGUGAGCAACUCUGCAGGCACCCGGCACCGGACAGAAGUGCUGAUGGGCGCCUGGAGGGAGGACUUUGACCGCAGACACAUGGCCAACCAGCGGGCCCUAGAUGAGCUCUCUGCCCGGGCCCAUACCCUGAGCCUGACAGGCGUGAAUGAGCUGGUCUGUGGGCCCCCGGGGGAUGUGCCCUGUGCUGCGAGCCCUUGCGGCGGUGCCGGCUGUCGGGACGAGGAUGGGAAGCUCCGCUGUGGGGGCCUCAGCUGCAACGGGGCAGUAGCCAUGGCGGAGCUGGCACUGGGUCGAGCCCGGCACACACAGGCAGAGCUCCAGCGUGCGCUGGCUGAAGGUGGCAGCAUCCUCAGCCAGGUGGCUGAGAGCCGUCGGCAGGCAGGCGAGGCACAGCAGCGGGCCCAGGCGGCUCUGGACAAGGCCAAUGCUUCUAGGAGCCAGGUGGAGAAGGCUGACCGGGAACUUCGGGAACUUAUCCAGAGCGUGAAGGACUUCCUCAGCCAGGAGGGGGCUGAUCCUGAUAGCAUUGAGAUGGUGGCGACGCGGGUGCUAGAGCUUUCCAUCCCAGCGUCACCUGAGCAGAUCCAGCACCUGGCGGGCGCAAUUGCAGAGCGCGUCCGGAGCCUGGCAGACGUGGACACCAUCCUGGCGCGAACUGUGGGCGAUGUGCGUCGGUCAGAGCAGCUACUGCAGGAUGCACGGCGGGCAUGGAGCCGCGCUGAGGGUGAGAAACACAGGGCAGAGAGAGUGCAGGCGGCCCUGGAGGAGGCCCAGCGGGCACAGGGUGCUGCUCAGGGCGCCAUCCAGGGCGCGGUGGCUGACACACAGGACACAGAGCAGACCCUGCACCAGGUGCAGGAGAGGAUGGCAGGUGCAGAGCAGGUGCUGAGCUCUGCAGGCGAGCGGGCUCAGCAAUUGGAUGGUCUCCUGGAGGCUCUGAAAUUGAAACGCGCAGGCAAUAGCCUGGCAGCCUCCAGCGCUGAAGAAACAGCAGGCAGUGCCCAGAGUCGCGCCCACGAGGCCGAGCAGCUGCUGCAGGGUCCGCUGGGCGACCAGUAUCAGACGGUGAGGGCCCUGGCCGAGCGCAAGGCCCAGGGUGUGCUGGCUGCGCAGGCGCGGGCAGAGCACCUGCGGGAUGAGGCCCGGGCCUUGCUUCAGGCCGCCCAGGACAAGCUUCAGCGGCUGCACGAGCUGGAGGGCACCUACGCGGAGAACGAGCGCGCGCUGGAGGGCAAGGCGACGCAGCUGGACGGGCUGGAGGCCAGGAUGCGCAGCGUGCUGCAGGCCAUCAACCUGCAGGUGCAGAUCUACAACACCUGCCAGUGACCGCCCCCCAAGCCCCAAUAAACGCUGUGAUCCCGC
Messenger RNA from Manis javanica (Malayan pangolin), 5566 nucleotides. It is a transcript of the gene LAMB2, whose product is annotated as laminin subunit beta 2. Lineage: Eukaryota; Metazoa; Chordata; Mammalia; Pholidota; Manidae. Gene Ontology annotation, cellular component: laminin trimer. The record is from RefSeq and is a predicted model, not a curated record. Gene Ontology annotation, biological process: axon guidance; animal organ morphogenesis; tissue development.